This is a messenger RNA of Salvia miltiorrhiza (redroot sage), 936 nucleotides long. Its product is annotated as protein FAR1-RELATED SEQUENCE 5-like. Bases 1 to 936 code for a protein of 311 amino acids. The transcript has 2 exons. Lineage: Eukaryota; Viridiplantae; Streptophyta; Magnoliopsida; Lamiales; Lamiaceae. The record is from RefSeq and is a predicted model, not a curated record.
AUGAACAUUGAUUUGAACAAUUCUUAUGCCACUGAGACAUUUGGAGAAUCAUUUAGCGGUGAUGUUAACUCUCGGGGGUCUGAGGAGGGUGAUCCACAUGGUUACAUCGAUUCAUUGUUUGAUAGAAAUGCCGAUGAUGACGUUGAAGGCGACGCCGAUGCGGACACGGAGACAAAAAUUUGUGAGUCACAAGAUAAUCCCAAUGAUGGCAUUGAUUCUUUUGAAUCGUUGAAGAAAAGUUUUGAGAUGAGGCUUGUUGUAGGUACUGAGAUUGACAUCCUACACGCCGUGCAUAAAUUAUACUGUGAUUAUGCGGCUGUGAUGGGUUUUUCAGUCCGGAAAGGCAAUCAAGAAUAUUUUAAUCCCACGGACGAUGUUCGUAUGAAGAUGUAUCAUUGUUCAUGUGCCGGAACAGCAGAUAAUAAGUCAUCGAAGGGGAGAAUAGCAGCUUAUAAAAAACAGAGUUAUAGGAGUAACUGUGAUGCGAAGCUUCGGGCAGACUUAUUGUUGCGAUCAGCCCGCAACAUGUCACGGCAGAAGAAGCGGUUGCUUAUCUCUAUGCGGGCUAGUGGGAUCGGUGUUAGUAAGGCUUAUCGAUUUUUGGAGGAUGAAGCUGGAGGUCGAGAAAAUAUUGGAUUCAUACGGAAAGAUGUUUACAAUGAGCUAAAUUCUGAAAAUCGGAACAUGUCGAAGGUUGACAAUGGAGAUGCAAAUAAAUUGUUGGAUAUUCUCACUGAUAGAGGAAUGAGUGACCCUUCUUUCUUUUGGAAGGUAAAGCUAAGUGACGAUGGGAGGCUUGAAAACCUUUUCUUUCGUGACACUCGUUGCCUUAUUGACUAUCAACAUUUUGGAGAUGUAUUAUCCGUUGAUGCUACUUACAAGACCAACAAGUACGACUUGAUAUGCAUUCCUUUGAUCGGCAUAAAUCAUCAUUGA